Auxenochlorella protothecoides is the source of this 954-nucleotide messenger RNA. RefSeq names its product Protein phosphatase methylesterase 1. Gene Ontology annotation, molecular function: protein methylesterase activity. The transcript is spliced from 5 exons. The coding region runs from base 1 to 954 and encodes 317 amino acids. NCBI's taxonomy places the organism in Eukaryota, Viridiplantae, Chlorophyta, Trebouxiophyceae, Chlorellales, Chlorellaceae. Gene Ontology annotation, biological process: protein demethylation. The record is from RefSeq and is a predicted model, not a curated record.
AUGCUCCUGUGCCUGCAUGGCGGAGGCUACACAGGCCUGUCCUGGGGCGUGCUGGCGGCCGAGCUGCGGGGCAUACAGUGCCAGGUGGUGGCUCCCGACCUGCGGGGCCACGGGGAGACCAGGAGCCCGGACGAUGCCGACCUGGCGGCCGAGACCCUGGCCGCUGACGUGGCGGAGCUCUGGCACGUCCUGGCCGCACGGCGGCGGCUGACGACCCCGCUGGUCCUGGUGGGGCACAGCAUGGGGGGCGCCGUUGCCGUCUGGGCCGCCCGCCGUAUCCUGGAGGAAGAUGCUAGCUGCCCGCUGGCCGGUGUGGCGGUGAUCGAUGUGGUGGAGGGGACGGCGCUCGCCGCGCUGCCCUCCAUGCGCAGCGUGCUCAGCGCGCGACCGGCACGCUUUGCCAGCCUGAAGGAGGCGCUGGCCUGGGCGCGGGCGACGCACGCCACCACCAAUCCCUCCGCCGCGCGCCUGUCGCUGCCCUCCCAGCUGCGGUGGGAGGAGGCGGGGGCGGCGACGGAGACGACGCGUGGCGCGGGUGUGCUCCCCCUCCCUCCCAGCCUGCCCAGCAUCUCGGAGGAUGGCGGGGUCGACCAGGCCAGAGGGGGCUGGGUCUGGCGCACGCCCCUGCCCGACUCCGCGCCCUUCUGGGACGGCUGGUAUCGGGGCCUGAGCCCCGCCUUCCUGGGCCUGCCCUGUCCCAAGGUGCUGGUGCUGGCGGGGACGGACCGCCUGGACAAGGCACUGACCAUCGGCCAGAUGCAGGGCAGGUUCCAGCUGGCCCUGCUCCCCCAGGCGUGUUUGGAUUUGGCGGGGCAUGCCGUGCACGAGGACGCGCCCGGGGCGGUGGCUGGCAUCCUUUCUGGCUUCCUGGCGCGGCACAGGGUGGGCCUGCCGGGACUGGCCAUACCCUCGAGAUCGCCGGGCACCCAGCAUCCUGCGCCCUCACCCGGCUAG